AUGCCUCUGUUAAAAAGAAAAGCCUUUGAGAAAUCCACGGCGUUGGAGUACUUGCGGGACGAUGAUGAAGUCUUCCACUGCGAGAUUACCGAUGAGAUAUUUAAAGACUAUGAGGAAUAUUGUGAAAGGAUCAUACUGGUCAACUCAAUGGUGUGGACAUGUGAGAUGACGGGAAAGAAUAACCUUACAUAUGCUGAAGCCUUAGAGAGUGAAAAGGCUGCACGGAGAUCCUUAAAAGAUUUUCCCAUGGAACUCCGAAUACCAAUUUUAUACCUAGCAACAAAAACAAAAAGGUGUUCUUUUGCUGAAAUGUCUGAGGAUGUAUUUAAUUUUGUAAGGGAAAGAUUCUUUGUAGGAGAAACGGUAGAAGCAUGUCUGGAGGGAGAUAUGUGGCGUGAGGCACACAUACUCUCUGUUACAGCGCAAAAGCAACAUCCAGACAGUAAAGUCAUGCUUCCACCUUCUGCCUACUGCUACGAAGUGGAGCAGUUCGACGAAGACCCGGCCGCUGCAGGUCAGAUCGGCACCGCGCCGUACGACCGCGUGCGUCGUCGGAAAGGAGUGUAUACCCGGGAUAAGAACAGGCUAUUCCUUAAACAGUUUGUCGCACCUGGCAAUGUUAUAGGUAUAAAGAAAACAGCAGUAGACAAAUACAACAUAGCCAAAGUAAACUUCGACCAGAUAUUCACAGGGAGUCCACCAGAUUUCCCUUCAUCAAAAAAACUCAUGAAGACCAGUAUGUCGCCACCCACUUCCUCGAAAAUACCAAAACUGGGAUCAGCAUCCAAAUCCCUAUCACUAAAGAAACCUAGUCCAGAUAAAAAAGGUAGGCAGGAGUCUAUGGAUAAGUUUGUCACGAAAACAGAUAAGUCCGAAGUAAAACCAAAAACACCAAUGGACCCUGAAGCUCGGAAGUCUGCUCAGGAGCUAGCAGAGAAGAUGAGAAGAGCUGAAGAUCAGAUGCGACAGCGCAGAGAAGAGGAGAAAGCAAAGAAAAAGGAGAAAAAUGCACGACUUAUGGCAUAUAUGAAAGAAUGGCAGAAAGUCAAAGAUGAUCAGGAAUUGGAAGAUCACAAGGUUUUACCAAAAGGCACUCCAGUCGAAGUGGAAGGCAUUCCACAGAGUAAUUUCGGCGACUUCCUAUCGGUUUUAGAAUUUGUCAACAACUUCUCUGAACUACUGAAGGUUAAGGACGUGUUCCCCAAUGAACUGGACAUGGAAACCUUCAGGAAGUCCCUCACAUCCAAGGAAAAUGCUUGGAUGUUCAGUGAACUGGUGCAAAUGUUGCUCACUACGAUAUUCUCUCUGCAAGAGGAUGAGGCUGAAGAGUAUAAUGAGAGUAAAGGAAUUCAAGAGUCUGUUGAAAAUGAACCAACAGGCAGUACAGUAGAUACACAACGGUCAAUCGAGCUAGCAACUAAAGCAGGCAAAUGGGCGCACACCUACCUCGGCACCCCGCUCAGCAAGCUGCCUUUAGACCCUACCACUGUCAGUGAGGUGUUGCGACUGCACCUGCUGUCGUCGGGCGGCGCGGCGGGCGCGCGUUGUGCGGCGUGGCGCCUGCACCAGCGCGGCGGCUACGCCAGCGCCGACGACCCCGCGCUGCGCCUGCGCGCCGCGCGCCCGCACGCGCUGCAGCGCCUGCGCACGCGUCACCUCGCCGACCUACCCAUCGAUGAUAAGUUCCAAAUAUUGCAGUGCCUUAUGAAUCAGAUCAUGACAUAUGCGACAGUUCGUGAACAAAUAGAAGAGAAACUAGAGGAGUACAAAAAUUUGAAGCAUGCUUUAAGAACGUUGCAGAUAAACGAACGUAAACGCGAACCUCAGCUGUCGGCUGCGAGAGUGGAACUCAAAAAGGAAACAGCACAAAAGAAAGAAGAACUCAAAUUAACUGGUGAAAAGGCAAGGGUAGCUGAUGAAGAGUUGAAAGAUGCGAUAGAGAAAUUGAAAAAGGAUAGCGAGGCUAAGAAAGUGGAGCAUGACAAGAAGUUGAAAGAGUUGCAGGCUCAGCUCUUUGACUAUACUACAUAUAUUGGCUCGGACCGCGCGUACCGCCGCUACUGGUUGACGCGGCGCGUGGCGGGGCUGUUCGUGGAGGCGGGCGCGGAGGCGCGCGGGCCGUGCCGCGCCAAGCCGCUGCCGCCCGCGCCCGCCGCGCCCGCGCCGCGCCCGGACGUGCUCGCGUACGUCACGCAGCUCUACCACGACGAGAGAGAGCGCGAGAGGCAAAAGGAGACUGCUGGAAGUGAUAAGGAAAACGAAUCAGGUUCGAACUCUCGAGGUGGUUCGCUGAAGAAACCUCUCACCAAUCUGAAUGGGCUAAAUACUAAAUUGAAUGGUAUAGACGCGACUGUACUGCACUGCCGCGAGCUUCUCGUCUGCACUGCGCACAUCGAAACGUGCUAUGUACAUGGAAAGGGUGACUACAGACCUCAAUGGUGGGUGUACAACACAGAAGAGCAAAUUGAAGCUCUCAUAGAGGCUCUCAACAAGCGAGGUCUGAGGGAGAAUGAUUUAAGACAAACUUUAGAGAUGGAUAAAUCUAAUAUAGUGGAGUAUGUUAAGAAGUGUCCCAUACAUCUGUUGACUCCUAGUGCGGCACUUCCACAACCACAACAACACGCACAUUCGACGCGACAAAAGCGAAUACAGCCGUCGCUCCAAGUGCCUCCAGACAGCACACUCUCUGAGGCGCUGGAACUGUCUCUACGAGACCAUAUCUUAGAGCUUGAAGAGAAGAUCUUCCAUGGGUGUUUGGGAUCUCUCAAAGUAAAGGACCGCGAGGCGUGGCGCGGCACCAUCAUGCUGCGCGGCUACGACAAGCAGGCGGAGUACCUCAGCUGGGGCCCCGGCAAGCACUUCAGAGACGACUACCAUCAGCCAGACGGACAUUUGAAACUGCCCACCGAUGUAGAUAAAUCGGAGAUAGAAACGAUAGCGGAGAACAAAUACCGCGACCCUGGUCACUGGCUAGAGGCACCUAAAGUGAAUGGCAUUAAAUUGGAGCCCGAGGAGGACAUCGGGGCGAAGCCCGAAGUCGUGCGGGGGCUCGCCUGCGCGCUGCUGCAGGUGGCUCAGUCAAUACACCAAAAGUACCUGAAGAGGCCUCUUGGUCUCGACGAGAAAGAGCGCAAAGACCGCGAGGCGAAAAACAAGCCCCUGGAGCUGGAAGCGCUGGAGCGGUGGGAGGUGUCGCUGAUGGAGUGCCGCAGCUUCUCGUCGCUGGCGCUGCACCUGCUGGCGCUGGACAGCAGCGUGAGCUGGGCGGCGUCCGUGCUGCACGCCGCCUGCCGCCUGUGCCGCCGCCGCGCCGACCCCGACAACAUGCUGCUCUGCGACGGCUGCAACAAGGGACACCAUUUGUAUUGCUUGAAGCCCAAGCUUGCGUUGAGUAUGAAGAAGAAAGUACCUGAAGGCGAUUGGUUCUGUGAUCAAUGUAAACCAAAGGAAAAGACGCCGAGAAAGCGGAGAAAAUUGUAUACAGAGGAAAAAUCGGAUGAUGCUUCAGAUGAUAGUUGCAGCCCGUUGUCGGUGUCGUCGUGCGCGGUGUGCGCGGCGUGCGGCUCCGGCGGGCGGCUGGCGGCGGCGUGCCGGCGCUGCGGCGCGCGCCUGCACGCCGAGUGCGCCGCGCCGCGCGCCCGCCGCCGGGGCGCGCUCUGCGACGCCUGCGCCGCCCGCGCCGACAACAGGGAGGCGGGCGGGCGCCGGCGCUGCGCCGCGGCCGCCAUCUCCCACAUACAGCGGUACGCGCGCGCCGUGCAGCGCCACUCCUCCGAUUCAGAAGACAGCGAAUACAACACGGCUCUGGUGAAGUUGAAGACGCGUAAAUCCCGGGGGAGUGAAGAGCCGGUGCAAAAUGGCACCGCUAAAAGAGGACGCAAAUCGAAAGAAAUAGUAAAUGGCAGCAACAACAGAAGAUCUAAAACCCUCACAAAUGGUCACGAAGAACGUACAAGCAAGAAGCGUAACAGGGAGGUGAGCAUGGAGGAGCGGCCGCCGCUGCAGCCCGAAGCGCUGGCGGCGCUGCUGCGUGACGCCAUGAAGCACAAGGGCAGCUGGCCCUUCCACGACCCGGUCUCCGUUGAAGAUGUUCCAGAUUACCUAGAAGUGAUAGAGCAGCCCAUGGACUUUACGACCAUCAAGAAUAAACUGGAGAACGAGGAGUACGAGACGGACGAAGAGUUCCUGGCGGACGUGGCGUUGAUAUUCACCAACUGUUACACAUAUAAUAAGGAUACGCACCCUGUCGCCAGAGCGGGAAUGCGCUUAGAGAAGUACAUCACAAAGCGUUGCUCCGAGCUCAACCUGCCUUCGUUCCCCAACACUGAGGGGCAGCCGGAGGAAGACGAGACAGGGCUCAAACCCAAGAGGCCCAAACUCAAC
Brenthis ino (lesser marbled fritillary) is the source of this 4383-nucleotide messenger RNA. The record is from the annotation of a GenBank genome assembly. Lineage: Eukaryota; Metazoa; Arthropoda; Insecta; Lepidoptera; Nymphalidae.